AGCGGGAGGAAUGAGGCGGCCGAGGCGGGACAGCGGCAGAGCCGUGUAGCGGAGAAGCCGCUCCUUCCCCUCCUCCCUCCCGGGACGCGCGCGCGCCUGGGACCGGCCCCGGAGCGGCCUCCAGACCCGGACCGGAACCUGAUUCGGACCCUUACCCCGGCGGCGGCUAGUUAUCCUUCUCCCUCGGCGCCCCACCCUCCUCCGGCCCUGCUCUGACCCCGCGACCCCUCGACCCUGGGCCCGGACGAUGAUGAAGCUCAAGUCGAACCAGACGCGGACCUACGACGGCGAUGGCUACAAGAAGCGGGCCGCGUGUUUGUGCUUCCGCAACGAGAGAGAGGAGGAGGUGCUGCUGGUGAGCAGUAGUCGUCAUCCAGAUAAAUGGAUUGUUCCUGGAGGAGGUAUGGAGCCUGAAGAGGAGCCAGGCGUGGCUGCUGUUCGGGAAGUGUGUGAAGAGGAGAGGGAGGCAGAGCAGGCUGGAGUGAAAGGGACAUUGGGAAGAUUGGUAGGCAUUUUUGAGAAUCAGGAAAGGAAGCACAGAACAUAUGUCUAUGUGCUUAUUGUCACAGAAGUGUUGGAAGACUGGGAGGACUCAGUUAAUAUUGGAAGGAAAAGGGAUUGGUUUAAAAUAGAAGAUGCCAUAAAAGUGCUACAGAAUCACAAACCCGUGCAGGCCUCAUAUUUUGAAACCUUGAGGCAAGGCUGCCUGGCAAACAAUGGCACCCUGGUUAUGGGUACAACAUACUCGGUCACCAGUCAGAGCUCAGUGCCAGACAUCAGAUGACUGAAGACAUCUUCUCAAGAAAAACAGAAAUUGGAAAAUAGACUGAAAUCUGGAUCUCCUUCCUUCUCCCUGAUUCUCUUCCUCUCACUCCCUACCCCUCUUCACAUGCCUCCUCUUUCAAACAAGGCAUGGGCAGCAGCCUAAAACAGAGGAAGUAUUCUUUGAUAAUGUUGCUGUUUGAUAUUAAGUGGAGCUUUUUUUUCUUUUUUCUUUUUCUAAAAAAAUCCUCUUUUGGGAGCUAAGGGUGGGAUGGGGUAUGUAUUUUGUAAAGUAUAUUUUGUGCAUGAUGUGUCCUUUCCCAUAACAUCACCUUUACCCUCUGAAGAGAGACAGGCAGCUUCUCCUCUGUUUUGCACUCCGAAGUGUUCCUAUCUAUUCAGUUCCCAUCCUGGCCAGACAUUUUCCUCUUUUUUUUUUUUUUAAACAAAAGAUAUUAAUGUAAGGCCAUCUUUUCCAGGAGUCUGUGCUGUUUAUACCUGCAGAUUGAUCAUGUUCAGUGCAUGAUGCAUUUAUAUACACAUUAUAUAUUGACAUAUAAUAUGUAAAUAAAUGAUUGUAGGAGGACAUGUUAAAGUCUAAUUUUGCAAGAGUUUGUUUUGAGAGUGCUCCAAGAGAGGAGAAGAUUUUCUUAGGUAAUCUGCCUAGUAGCAUUAAUCUUACUUUUUUUUUGGGGGGGGGGGGGAGGGGACAAUCCUAGACCAGUUUCCCUGUUCAUUCUUCUUUUCCACCCUUGGUCAUUUACUAUGGUGACCUAAUAGGGAAAGAGUUGGAUGACCUUCUGACUGCUGGUGCUCACAACCUUCUCUUGUCUCAAUUGAAGUUGCUACUCUGUCAGAAGAAAAUACGAAGAAAACUUUACUUCUUUUUAUUACCCAGACAGGAGGAGCAAAUAGAUUCAAUAAAAAGAGUGAUAAAAUUGAAUCUCAAUCUGCUGCGGUGACAGUGGGGAUUUGAACUGGAGCUUGUGGGAUUAAAAGGUACAAAGAACUGGAUUGGCCAAUGCCAGUUCUAUUCUGCCAGUUUUAAGUUCUCUCCAUAGCCCUACUUGUAGUUGAUGAUCUCUUUCUUUUUGUCCAUAUGCCUUAUCGUGCUCAACUGGAUAUCUUUUUGUGCUAAAGUAUUUGCCUGUACUUCCCCUUGUAGCCACACAUGUUCCUCCUCUUCUGUGUUAUGUCCCAAAAAAGAAGCAUAUGAGGGGAAAAUCCAUGGGCUCACUAUUGUGUUUGUGGCAUAGCAGCACUUAGAAUUUUAGCAUGAAGCAUGCUCAAAAUAUUGUCUCCUGCUGUGUGGAUAUGAAAGGUACAACUUCUACCCAGAAAUACUAGUGUAGAAGACUCUUAAUCAUUUAUUAGAAUAGCUACAUAAUGUAUUGGCACACUUUAAACUCUUUUGUUUUAUUGAUAUUUCAUACUGUCUUUAUUUGCCAACUGUGUUGUUUAGUUGGGAAAUAAAAAGGAAAUGGUUGUGGGUUUGGGGGGAUGGGCAAAGGCAGGGCAUUAGUUAAUCCCUGGCUUGGGACAGGAGGUUGUUGCUAGAUUCUUAGUAGCAUCUCCUUUGUCAAAACAUAGCCAAGAUGUGAAAUGAAAUCUGCAGUACUUUUAUUUAAUAAUUCUAAUAAAUACAUAGACUUUCAAAAGGUUUUUUUCUUCCCUCCCACUAAUGGGGAACAAAUAAGUUGGAUAGACCUAUCAGUUUAAUGUUGACUCUGGAAUAGAAAGUAGCCAGUUUUAGAAGCUUAUAGACAGAAGAAUCACAGCAAAGUUACACUUUGAACUACAGGGCCAAAAAUCAGUACUAGCAUUUUGUCAAAAGACAAUAAGCCCAUACUAAUAAAGUAGUUUUAUAUCAGUGGUUUGAAAUAGAGCAUGACACUUUGAUUCUAAAUGUUGAACUCAAUUCUCCAUGUGACCAUUUAAAAAUGAAGAUUCCAUCUCUUUUUAAGAGGCUUAAUACACCAAGGUCCUGCCAGAAAUGCCAAGAAAAAAGUCAAAUCGAGUCAUCCAAGACCAAGUGACAUCCCAAGAAAACAGCUAUCUACUGCUGGCUUUUGGAUCAAUUCUCUCUUUGCUCUAUAGAUUUGCUGUUUUGAAAAUGUUGUGCAGGAAAACACUUGGGAUUCCUGAAAGAAGAAGUGAAGUUCUGUUAUAGCAUUCAGUCCUUUUUUUAAGCACGGGUAACCAAAAAAAAAAUUUCACAGCAUUUUGAAAAUGUUGUGCUGGUCUAUUAAAUCAAAAUGUAAGGGUAGAAUAUUGUUAAUGACUACUGAUGGCUUUUCUUUUGUUUGGAUCAAGAAAAUCAAUUGUGCCAAGGAAGUAUCUUUAUAUGGCAUGAAUCAGUACUAUUAAUGCCCUUAGCAGGAGGGACUUAUUGAUAGACUCAACUAAAAAUUGGAAGCUUUAUCCAAUAUCCAUAAUUAAAAUUAGUGUAUUGUUGUGCCAUGCUUGCAUUGAAUGAAGGUUUUGUUUUUCCUUUCUAUAUUACAAAUUCUAUUCCUGUCUUUUUAAGUAUGUAUUUACAGAUCUCUUGUGAUAGUAUUGGUGUAUUGAUUUGAUAGAUAUAUGCUUUAACACAUAACCUCCUAGCUCCAUUUCUUCAAAGCAAAGAAACAAAAUACAAAGCAUCCCACAAAAUAUUUAAGAACAUGCCCUCUUGAUUUUGCUCUUAUUUUUAGAGCCAUGUACAUUGUGUCUAUUAAUGAAUAUGGUCUAGGAAAAAAAAAUUGGUUGGCUCUUUUUCCCCCUUCAAAAAAAAUUUUUUUUAAACUUAUGGUCCUUUUUUCUCCUUAAAACUUUGUAAAGAUUGCAGCUAUUUGGUAAAGCUUCUUAUUGGAUCUGAGGUUUUGUUCAUUGAGUUCCAGUAGAACUAUCCCAUCUUUCUUGGAGAGAAGGAAGACGGGAAGUGCAUAUGUUGGUGUAUUUGAUAAACCAAACAUAAAAGUGCAGUGAUUGAGUUUACUUUUCCAAAGUCAAAUGCCUGUAUCCUGUUGUACAGGAAGUUCAUUCAAUGUGAUCCUGUGAGAUCAGGCUUAUUGAAUUGGAUCAAACGGAGAAACAGCAUAAAUUUGACAUGCCAGGUUUUCCAAGAUUUCACAUUAAGAUCACCUCACGUGUGCUACACAGCCCAAUAAUUGGAAUUGUACUUUCCUAUGGCCCUCCUUCUCAACCCCACCUAGGAAACACCUUGAUGGAAAUAACAUGAAUAUAAAGUAUAUUGCAGGAGCUUUGCAAUCCUGUUUCUACACAAUCAAGUUCCUCUAUAAGAAGUUUUUUUCUUUUGAUGUUAGAAGUUGAUUAGUACCCCAUGCUAAAAUUUCUUACUCAGAAGAAAAGAAUAUUUUCGUCUCUGUGGCUUAUAAGGAAAGGGGAAGGGGGAAGUUAUGUAAUGGAGACUUUCUUCCUCUGUUUCUCAUCCUCUUGUAGAGUAGAGGUAGAAGCUCAGCUUCUUUUUACCUUUUUAAAUGAGAAAGCCAUUAAUAGGCAUCUUUCAGACUUAGUACAUAGUCUUUUCUAUGUUUAAAAAACCCCAACAACUUCCAUUUAAUGCAUUGACAUCACUAUAAAUGUCUUAACAAUUUCCCCACUUCCUUUUCCUUAAAAUAAAUUUAUGCUGAGCCAUAUUUACUUUUUCAAUUAAUAAAGAUUUCACUACCAUAAUGUGCUCCUUACCUAGCACUAUGGUGUUCCAGUUCUUUAGUGUUCUUGAAGCCUGAGCUGAGAGUGUACUUAGUAUGUGCAAUAGAAUAUGUAAUAGUGUCACAAUUUUUCAAUAUGUGUAUAUGUGUGUGUUUGGGAGGAGAGGGCUGAAGACAUAGAAAUGUAAUGUAAUCAAUAAAGUCCUUUGGUUUUAAUCCCAUUUGCAUUUCAGAAAAUAACCUGCAUCAAGAAAAUAAAUUGGAGUGCAGGAUAAUUAACUCAAACAGCUGCAUUUGGAGAAUCUAGCUGUAGAGGGAAUUUUUUUUUUAAAGAUAGAGAAAUCAAGUAUUUUGUAUCUUUCCUUCUCUUUUUAAUCUCUAAAAAAAGCAAGCAGCUCUCAUAGUUUUGUUGCUGCCUAACCAUAUUGCCAUUCUGUUAAUGUAAACCACAUGGAGAUAAGACUUGCCCCACAGAAGUAUGUGAGACUUGGAAAUUGUGGAAGGGAAAAUAUUCCAAAUUUGGGUUCUAAUGCUCUCAGAUGAGCAGCAAGCAUAUGGACUAAACUUCAUAAUAAAUAUGUGCAUGACCAGUUUAUUUCAUUGUGUGGUAAUGGAAAAAUCUAAGGGAAAAUAAGAGUCUUGUUUGGCAAUUACUGUUCUGAUAUUAAAAUUAGAAGCUCUUGGGAUCCAGAAAAGAACUCUUAAAAGUCUACCCUUUUCUGGGUGCCUUUUUUUAGAUGUCUGUCACAAGAAAUGGUAGCAUACUCUGGGAUUGGGGGGAAAGAGAAUACUAUGCAUAUGUAUACUAUAUUUAAGUGAGAAAGAAAACUAUUGCUAGGUUGUUUCUAUCAAGGUCCAGUUGGUGGAAUCAAAAAUCUCUUUUCAGUCUCCAGACUGAAGACCUUUAAUUCUAUCCAAAGGCCUUUCAGUGGUGCUUAAUUUUUUGCCAAAUGUGUUCAGUUCCCUCCCCUUUCUUCCCCCCCUUCCCCAUCUUUGUGGGGACAGAUUCAUCAUCUUUUUUUUUCUUUUUUUAGCCUAGAACUUCCCUGGAGAUAUACGUAACUUGGACUUUUCACAUCUGGCAAAAAUCAUGCUUUUUUCUCUUUGAGAAGGACCAAAUGCAAAAUAUUGAUUCACCCCAUUCUACUUUAAAGAAAAAACCUUUAGUUGCUUUAAGGCCAUUUAAUUGAUUUGCUUUGAAUUUCUAAAAAUGGAAUAAUUUUUAUGGGGCAGACUGGGAAGAUAAAUCAAUUAUUCUAUUUAAUACUGGAGACAGUUCUGUUAAAAAGAUUUUUUAUGAUGGAAUACCUAGGCUACUGUCUUAUCAGUAAUCAGAUCUUUGGUUUUUUUUCCAAUUUGUUUGCAAUUUAAUGUAUGUUUAACUAGCUUUAAAUAAUACAAUAGAGUAAGGUAAAGGUAACUUCAUUUUGCAAAACCUUUCAAAUAUGCUUUUAAUAUGCUCAUUGUAUCAAAUGCAGAGAUUAAAUCAGUUAAAACAACAAAACCUUAAGGAUUUUAAAAUCCUUAAUUUAAUCCUUAUUCCCAAAAUUUUAAUGUUAAAUUUUUUGCUUAAGGAGCAAAAAUAUCAGCAUAAACUACUAAUUGCUGAUUGUUGAUAGACAUUAGCCAUGACAUUUAUUCUGUUCAGAACAAUUCUUGAGUACAGCUAAGCAUUUAUCUAGGUUUUGAAUUCCAGACUUGUUGAUCUGAUCAUAAUUUCUGUAUAUACACCCAAAGCCAAGAAUGCUUAUCACAGCUUAAUAGUUUAACAUGUACUCAAAGGAUGAUUUACCAGGUGUGUUUCUGACAGCAAGUUAAGCAGAAUUAAGAAUUGGGCCAGGAAAGAAAGAUACUUGAGUCUCUGUGAAAGCUUCUGGAAUUUUUUUUUUUUUUUUUUAAAGAAAAUAAGUACUAAGACCUCAAAUCAUACUAUUUUCUAAAGUCCGUUUCUCCCAGAGCUCAGGAUGUACUAACAAUUUAUCCAAUGACAUAGUCCAUAAAUUCACACUGGAAAUAAUCCCAGUGGGAAUCUUCCUGAGCAAAGUAAGAUUGUGCUUGGAGCAACUUUGCCUUAAUUGAAAAUAUUUGCCUAAAAGGUGGAGUAUUGAAGCUUUUCCUUUGCAGAAGACAUUUACUGGGAGUCAUGUAGUUCUGUCCAGCUCAGUGUCCUACAGCACAACUCUGUAUUCUCACACUUAAAACUAUUCUCAUUGCUAAAUUGUGUACUUUGGGUUCAAAAGUAUCCUGGUGGUUAAGCAGACUACAUUUUAUGGAAACAUUUACUAACUUGAGUGAUUGAGGGGGGGAGAGGGUCACCAAGCAAUUAGAGAUGGUUUAAGCAAUUCACAUCUUUAAGAACUAGAAAAUCUAUAUAUGUUAACAUAUGAAGUAACAUUGAAUCACUUAGAAGAUCGUUAGCAAAGCAGAGACUUGAAGCAAAAAUUAGUUCUAGAAUUCCCUGAAAAUUGAGAGCAAGUUAUCUUGUCAGUGGGCAAGAAGCCAGUGUUCUUGAGCUGGUACAUAAAUAACAAGGCCAAAGAAGGGAUGAGCAGCUGUUAACUUGAGUGAAAGAAUCCAACAUUUUUGCCUUGCUCCACAUAUUGAUUGGACCCCUUUUUAUACAAAGGCUUUAAAAGGUGACUAAUCCUCUCAAAACUAAAGUAUUCAGUUUUUAUUUAACAUGAAAGCUUUCUUCUCCACUCGGAAAAAAAGGCUAUAUUGUCUUAGUUUAUGGAAUUUUAAAUCUUCAGGAUUUAUGUAAAUGUGUUAUGCUACACUAUGUAGCAUAACACACUAUGUAGAUGAUUAAUUUCAGCUCCCACAGAGUGUAGUUAAUUGCAUGGGUUUGUAUCAUUUAUUAGUAGAGAAAGGGCUUUAAAUGUUUGAAAUGGAAAGGAUUUGAAGUUUUUAUAAAGCUAUAGGGUCCAUUUGAUAUGAUGUGAAAAUUUCAUAGCUGGUUUGUAGUCAAAGGUCUGGACCCUCACGUGUAUUUGGUGGGAGAUUUUCCUCUUAAGGUUUGCUUUCUAUACCGGGGGGUAUUUGUAGGCUCUUGGUGUGUUGAUUUCCUAAGAUUAUCAAUUAGCUUGUCUUUAGAAAAAGAUGUCCUAGCUGUGUAGAUUAGAUUGCUUUUUGUUUGAGAAAGUGACUGAAAGUAUUUAAGGAUGUUGAAAACUGUUUUAAAAUAAAAAGUGAAUAUUCCUAUAUCAGAGCUACAAAAAUGGCUUUAAAUAUCUUCAUGUCUUAUAUUACCAAUCAAUCCUUUAUUUCAGAUAUGCUGUCUUCUGUCACCAUUGAUGCCCUUUUAUAAAGGAUAAUAAACAUGAAGCCAAAAGUCAAGCUGCAUUUGUUUUUACCAGUAAUGGGUAGUGUUUCCAAACAGGUUCAAAUGUCCAUCAUACUCUAUUACUGAAUCUGAUUAUUGGGAUGUUUUGAUUUCAACUCUUCCUUUCCUCCUGUCCUUCCCCGUUCAUACUUCCCAAAAUAACCUUUUCAUAAUGUAAAAAUUAGCUUUCUGAGGAUCCAUUUCUCUUGGCUUCCAUUUGUAGCAUGUUAACAGAACUUCUAAGAAGGAUGAUUUAAUUUCUCUUGCAAUGGGAAUAAUUCUGAAGCUUGUAAUACAGAAAUGGAAGAAAUUGCAGGUUUGGCUUUUUUUUUCUAAAGGUUUUUUUCAAAUGUGUUGUGGGAAAAGCAUAAUAUUAAUAAUGAAAAAAGAGAGAUUCAAUGUUUUGCUUCUUUGCCUCAACACAUUUUUGGGAAAGGGGACAUCACACCUGUAGUUUUGGGACAAUUCCAACCAUCCUCGGGGCCAGAGAUUUCAUACCUCUCUUAACUAAGGUUGUAUGUUUGUAUUUGGGGAAAAAAACUGCUUAAAAUUUAAUCUUAAUUACCUCUUAAAAGAGGAACAUGAAACAAGUGAUCUUAAGGAAGAGCUCAUUGGAUUGUGCAAGCAAAGGAACAACUGCAGUGCUUUUCAGAAGCCAAAGGACUAUACAUCAUACUCUAUUACUGAAUCUGAUUAUUGGGAUGUUUUGAUUUCAACUCUUCCUUUCCUCCUGUCCUUCCCCAUUCAUACUUCCCAAAAUAACCUUUUCAUAAUGUAAAAAUGAGCUUUCUGAGGAUCCAUUUCUCUUGGCUUCCAUUUGUGGCAUGUUAACAGAACUUCUAAGAAGGAUGAUUUAAUUUCUCUUGCAAUGAGAACAAUUCUGAAGCUUGUAAUACAGAAAUGGAAGAAAUUGCAGGUUUGGCUUUUUUUUUUCUAAAGAUUUUUUUCAAACUUCAUUCUUCUCCCCUUCUUUCCCCCUUGUCUUGGCCUUGUCCUUUGCUGGCGACAUUUGGGUUUAGUUCAAGAUAUAGAGAAAUGGAGCUGAAUAAGAAAGAUGAUGGUCAGUUUCAAGCUGUGAAUAGUGCGCAUGUACUUUCUGCCUAACACAUCUCCUUUCUGCCUAACAUAAUGAAGUAGACAUGUUUAAUAAUUGUCUCAGCAAUAGAAAGUAAUGCCAUCCUUCCCAUCUAUAGUCUAGAUAAGGCUUUGAUGCCAUCACUUAAAAUCUCCCACCCGUUUUUUGAAUCCUGAUAUUAAUAUGUCUGCAGUUCCUUUAUAUGUUAGUUUCCUUCAACUAAAGUUUUGUGUGAGGGAAAAGCAUUGGAAGUAGAGGUUGUAAUCUCGUGCCAACAAAUAAACACUGGUAUUUCACAUUCA
Sarcophilus harrisii (Tasmanian devil) is the source of this 9114-nucleotide messenger RNA. RefSeq names its product nudix hydrolase 3 (gene NUDT3). Gene Ontology annotation, cellular component: cytoplasm; nucleus. Lineage: Eukaryota; Metazoa; Chordata; Mammalia; Dasyuromorphia; Dasyuridae. The transcript is spliced from 6 exons. The coding region runs from base 248 to 784 and encodes 178 amino acids. Gene Ontology annotation, biological process: diadenosine pentaphosphate catabolic process; diphosphoinositol polyphosphate metabolic process; adenosine 5'-(hexahydrogen pentaphosphate) catabolic process. Gene Ontology annotation, molecular function: bis(5'-adenosyl)-hexaphosphatase activity; bis(5'-adenosyl)-pentaphosphatase activity; diphosphoinositol-polyphosphate diphosphatase activity. The record is from RefSeq and is a predicted model, not a curated record.